AUGGCGGCCGCCGCCGCCGACCUCCUCGCCGCCCUCUCGUCCCCAUCCUCCCACGCCGGCCUCCACUCCCGCUUCGCCGCCUACCUCCGGCCCUUCACCGCCCAUCUGCCCACCUCAAACCCUAGCCCGGGAGGCGCGAUCGCCCUCCGCCCCCUCGCCAAGCGCUUCCUCCCGUUCCUCGGCCGCGCGCUCCUGCUCCUCCCGCCUCUCGUCCGCGCGAGCUCGGGCGACGCGGGUGGCUCCGUCCGGUGCGCCGACGAGCUCUUCGAGAUCUACGCCCUCCUCCUGGACUGCCUCGAGGCCAUUUCGCCCUGCCUCGCGGGGAAGCCCUACUCCGUGCUGCUCCAGCGCGGCCGCUUCGUUUGCUGCCUCGAGUCGCGCGGCUGCCUCUGGCGCGCCGAGGAGGAGGCGGUCGCCGCCCUCGACGCCCUCCGCUCCGCGCUCUCCCCACCCGCAGCGAGCACCAAGUCACGAUCACGACGCGGCGGCGCUGCAAGUGCUGCCUCCAUUAUCCUUCUUCCGGACCCUGCUGGCGUCGCUGGGGAGGCUGCCACGGAUCCUGAUGUCGCAACCCUCGCGGUGGAGCUCACCGUCUGCCUCGCUAAUUGUGCCAGCAAGGGGAAGGUGAAGGAAGCCGCCACUUACGAACGGGUUCUCAGCCUCGUCGAGCAGCUCCAGCCAUGGCUUCCGAUUCUGCCUGAAAACGUCAGCAGGAAGUAUCUCACCCUGCUUUUGAAUGCAAUGAGUCGGUGCGCCUUUUUCCUUGCUGCCGAGCCUUCAGUUUUCGGUGCUGAUGAUGAUCUGGUGCAUAGAUUCUGUGUUGCUACGUUAGAAGAAUGUGUGAAGGUGCAGACGAUUGACCGUUUGCUGGUGGUUGCUCGCAAGAUUUGCUCUUCUCUAGAUUUGAGUUGGGAAGGGAGCACAAGGCUUUUACUUGAUCUGUUGAAAUGUACCACUGAUUCUGUUGUAUGUUUAAAGGCUGACUUACCAAAAGCUGCAAAUGAUUUUCUGGUGUUUGUGGCAUAUGUUUCUCGGUGCUUUCUUUCUGUAAAUAGGGAUAGACGUGCUGGCGCUUCAGUACUACUCUUUAAAGCAGGCAGUUAUUUCUCUGAGGUUUCUUCUCCUAUUGCCUCAGUGCUUCUUCUUUAUGCCACUGGAUUAUACUUCAGUGCCCAGCAAAUGGAAAGUGAUGUGCACCUUUGUAUAUCUGAACAUUUUCUCAACGACAAAAAGCAACAUACAAACGCAGUUUGGAAGAACUUCUCUGAAGGAAAAGCAAUAUGUUAUUCUGGAAACUUAACCUAUGUCUUAACAGCACUGCACCAGUUCAUUGAUUCCAGCCUCAUGGCUCAUAGCUGUGCAAAAAUGUCAUCAGGAGACAAGGAGAGACUACAUGAACAUCGUGGAACCUUACUGAAUGCCCUUGUUUCAGCAAUUAAAAUUUCCUUUGCUACUAGCAAAGCUGUCGAGGCACCAAAGGUAUUAGAGCUUUGCUGCCAAACAGUAUGGGUGCACGUCAGACGAUCUUACUGUAGACUAUCAGAAAUGGGAGAAGGGAAUGGAAUCUCUGAGGUUCUACCGAAGGAUACAUUGAAAGAUAUCAUUGUGGAUGCUUUUACGAGGAUUGCGAAGAUGGUCGAUGUUCUUCAUAGAUGUGGCGCAAAAGUUACACGUGAGAUUGUUGUGAAGAGCCUGUUGCUGUUGGUUGAUGGUGACAUGUCUGAGUAUUUGAAUAGUUCUUUGAUACUGAUCAAAUUGUGGGUUAAGGAGGAGUUAGCAUUUGGAUCAACAGAACCUCGAGGCACAAUAUUCUGUGCUCAAAUGCAAACAAGGAUCAUAGAUAUUCUCUUGGAUGAAAUGUACAGUCCAGAAGAAUACUUUUUGGAGAGAUCAAGGGUUCUUGUUAGAAAGGCAGGUGUACUUCGUUCAUCUGGUAUGCAAAACAUAAGCAGUUGCCUUGAGUCUUUAUCAGAAGCCAUAUCUUUACUACUGAAAAAUACUGCACUGGAUUUAUCUCAAAGAAAUCCAACUGUGAUCAAUCAAUUGGCUACUGCACAUUGCUUGCAUGCACACUGUGCUCAGGAAGGCAAUCUUGAUGACGAGGUGGUGCUUGGUAGUGCUAGGAGUGCACUUGACUUGUGGUCAGAGGUGGAAUCUUUUGUUCGUUCUUCUCCUGGUAUGAUCUCUCAACAGGAAUCCAGAACUAUUGUACCACUUCUUUGUUCUCUGAUUGAUUUGUUGGCAAUUAAAAGGAUGUUUCCUACUGACUUGGUCCUUUCUCAAUCAUACAAACAUUCAAAUGGAAAGAAGUUCAGUUUUAAUUUGAGUGUUGAUGAGGUCGAUAAAGUUGCAUCAUCUCUGGUUUCUGAAGUUGCUUCAAGUGGCCAGCCAAUCUUCAUAGCUGGCUGUCUGUACUAUGAUUUGUCAGAAAAGCUUUUAUCAGGAGGCCAUCUUUCUCAGGCCUUUUCAUAUGGAAAAGAAGCCCUCAAUCUGCGCAAAAAGCUCCUUAAAAAGGAAUUCAAACUAAAUCUGGGUAGGAUUGGAAGCGGGGCAAGCCAGUGUUGCGGUGAGCAAGGCUUUGUGUGUCUCGAAGCAUGUGGAUCAACAGUAACUGAAAUUUGGCCUGAUUCCACCAGAUCAACCAGCAUGAAAGAUUCUUUCCUUACUCCGUGGAAUAUACUUAGAUGCUAUCUUGAAAGCAUUUUACAGGUUGCUUUGAUGCAUGAAUUGUCUGGUAAUGAUGCUGAAGCAGAAGUUCUUGUACGGACAGGAAAAGAGAUAUCACAUUUCCAUAAGUUACCAGUUUUCCAUAUUGCUUUUACAUCAUUGCUAGGUCAACUGUACCGUAAGCGGCAGCUAUGGGAUGAAGCUGAGAGUGAGCUUAAAUAUGCCAGAGAUUUUCUUGCAGAAAAUGAUUCAUUCAUUUCAUGCAAGCUGUGUAGAUUGACUCUGAAGAUAUCACUUGACAUGAAAGAUGGUGAUAAGAAACAUUCUACAGGGAAUUUUUCUGGUGCUUUAGUCAGGUACAAGGCUGCAAUGGACAAAUUGAACAGCACUGAAUUUCUUGCUGGAACCUAUGAUGGCCAUAAACCUGGUGGUGUUCUGUGCAACAAAGAUUAUAUUGGCCAAACCUGGUGUGAAGCUUGUAAGCAUGGUAAAGAACCGUUAGUUGCAAAGGAUGACGUGUUACCUACAUGCAUUAGUUGCAAAGGAAAAUCAAACUGCUAUCUUAAUGGUUCUGAUUGCAGAAAAGAUGACAUAUGUGAUAUGUUUGGAUGUUGGAACUGUCUUUUGGUUAAAUCACUCAAUUCCGGUUCCAUUCAGAAUAUUUUGCAGUUCAGAUUUAACUGCGUUCUCCAACGCUACCUUUUGCCACUUCUGUUAAAAAAAGCUAGAGCCAUGGGAGCUCAUAAUGGAGAAUAUGGAGCUCAUGAAAUUUAUAACAUUUAUUGGCAGUGCAUAUCACUGUUGUACUUCAGAUCACUUCCACAGGAGCGUGCAGAAAUACUACAUAGUAUGAGCCUUUUUGUGCUAAAAGGAUUCCUUCCUGAACAAUCAAGGGAUGUCUGCUGCACCUUCUCUAGUGUAGGAAUGUCUUGUGUCGUUCCCUGGUUGUUGAAAGCUUUUGUUCUAUCCAGAGAAAGCCCGUCACUUUUUCAGAAGAUUUCUAUUGGAAGUCUCAGUUGCCAUGACCUUGCUUCCUUACAAGUAUUACUCAGAGAAAUGGUUAGGAAGGGGCCCCUUGCAGAUUCCGGAGAUGAGACGGAUGAGUGUGUUUCAAAAUUUCCGAGGUUAGCAGGCAUAGAACAUAUUGAGAAACAUGUAAGUGACUUCUUCCAUAAACUUCCGGAUGUACCAACCGUGUGUAUUAGCAUGCUUGGAGAUGAUUAUGUUGAUGUUUUUGGGGAAAAUCUUCUUGAAGAUGAUUAUGUGGAUAUUCUUGGGGAAAAUGUUGCUCCUUCCUUUUUUCCUGCUUGGAUGUUGAUUUCAAGGUUUCAUUCAACAAAUAAACCUACGGCAAUGCUUCUGCCUGUGGGCGCUAUUUUAGAAGAAAUGCAGUCUGAAGGCUCUUCUAUCAAAGAUUUGGGCAAUCGAAUGAGUGUUUCAGAUAAGAAGUGGCAGUGCCCUUGGGGCUAUGCUAUUACAGACCAUGUGGCCCCAACCUUUAGAAGUAUACUUGAGGAGAAUUUUAUGUCCCUCUCUAGUGCAACUCUCACUAUAAAUGAUGGACAAGCAAACUGUGUUAGGUGGUGGGCACAUAGAAUGAAGCUCAACAACUACCUUGAUAAACUACUGAAAGAUAUGGAAGAAUUAUGGUUGGGGCCCUGGAAAUGCCUUCUCUUGGGCCACCAACCUUCUAAUGAACACAUUGAGGCAGCCUCGUCAAGUAUUGUCACUUGUCUCGAAGAAUUCAAAUUGGAAGUCAAUCCAGAGCUCAUCAAGGCUAUCCUUGGUGGUGCUGUGUCAGUAGAUGAAGUGCACGAAUGUCUUUAUCAACUCAUUUUGUAUAAAGGUUACGUUGGAAGGGGACAGUGUUGUGAAAAAGAUAGACUUAGGUCCUUUUCUUCUUGGCAGAUUGAUACUAAAGCUCUAGAGACACUCAAGUGUUUAAUUGAAAAUACAGUGGAUGGACUGCUGGAGUCAGCUGAUAGAGGUCCAGUGAUUUUAAUUCUGGAUAUCAAUGUGCAGAUGCUUCCUUGGGAGAACCUGCCAGUACUAAGGAAUCAAGAAAUUUAUCGCAUGCCUUCAAUGGGAAACAUCUUUUUAGCACUGACUCGAUGCAAUAAUCAUUACAAAGAUGGCAAUGUUGUGGCCCCUCGUUUCCCAGCUAUUGACCCUUUCAACACAUUUUAUCUGUUGAAUCCUAAUGGUGACCUGAGCAGCACACAAAAAGAAUUUGAGCAGUUUUUCAGAAACUACAAGUGGAAGGGAAACGCUGGGCAUAAUCCAACCAGUGAAGAGCUGGUCAUGGCUUUGGCAAAUUAUGAUCUUUUCCUGUACUUUGGACAUGGAAGUGGAGCUAAGUACAUUAACUUGAAGGAAAUUGAGAAGCUAAAUAACUGUGCAUCUGCUGUUCUUAUGGGGUGCAGCAGCGGAGCACUGCAUUGCAAAGGGAGUUAUGCACCUCAUGGGGCCCCGCUGUCCUAUUUGUCCGGUGGUUCACCUGCUGUAGUUGCAAAUCUCUGGGAUGUUUCAGAUAAGGAUAUUGAUCGGUUUAGUAAAGCUUUGCUCCAUUCAUGGCUGCGAGAAGAUUCUGCAGAUGACAGCAAUUGCUUGCAAUGUUCCCAACUGACACAAGAGUUUGAAUCCAUAAAUAUUGGUGUUGAGGGAAAUGACAGGAGAAAUGUUGAUACCAAGCGGUGCAGCUGCAGGCAGAGGCGAGUAGCUUCAAAUCUAAGUAAAGCGAGGAGUGCUUGCAGGCUUCCACAUCUGAUUGGCGCAUCUCCUGUUUGUUAUGGUGUGCCUACUAUCAUCAGAAGGUAGUAAUGCGUGGCUAGUUCUCUAGCAGGAGAUGUCAUGAUCUCCAAAGUGUCGCAUUAUAAACAUGGUGGCAUACAUAUCUAGGAAGGACAAUUUCUCGCUGAUUCUUCCACACUUCAUUUAGGAAGGGCAAUAUUUUUGUCUUCUAAGUUUUUGACAUGAUUUUUUUUUAAUUUUGUGUACUAGGCUGGAUUAUCAACACUAGAGACUCUGUCGCAUUGUCAACACUAGAGACUGUGGCGCACCUCGGGUGCGUGCCAAUGUUCGGUCCAGUGUGGAACGUAGAG
Molecule: messenger RNA, 5768 nt
Organism: Setaria italica (foxtail millet)
Lineage: Eukaryota; Viridiplantae; Streptophyta; Magnoliopsida; Poales; Poaceae
Product: separase
Exons: 27
Coding region: 1-5484 (1827 amino acids)
Biological process (GO): meiotic chromosome separation; proteolysis
Cellular component (GO): centrosome; cytoplasm; nucleus
Molecular function (GO): cysteine-type endopeptidase activity
Source: RefSeq, a predicted model, not a curated record